AUGAGUUUGCCAGCAACUGGCCUAGAUUACAGUAAUAUUUUUACUGUUGCUGACCCCGCCAACAGUGAUGAGUUUACUGUUGUUGAUCCCGCCCACAGUGAUGAGUUUACUGUUGCUGACCCCGCCAACAGUGAUGAGUUUACUGUUGCUGACCCCGCCAACAGUGAUGAGUUUACUGUUGCUGACCCAGUCCACAGUGAUGAGUUUACUGUUGCUGACCCAGCAAACAGUGAUGAGUUUACUGUUGCUGACCCAGCCAACAGUGAUGAGUUUACUGUUGCUGACCCCGCCAACAGUGAUGAGUUUACUGUUGCUGACCCCGCCAACAGUGAUGAGUUUACUUUUGCUGACCCAGUCCACAGUGAUGAGUUUACUGUUGCUGACCCAGCUCACAGUGAUGAGUUUACUGUUGCUGACCCAGCUCACAGUGAUGAGUUUACUUUUGCUGACCCAGCCCACAGUGAUGAGUAUACUAUUACUUAUUCAACCCACGGUGAAGAGUGUACCAGGAACUAA
Messenger RNA from Procambarus clarkii (red swamp crayfish), 516 nucleotides. Lineage: Eukaryota; Metazoa; Arthropoda; Malacostraca; Decapoda; Cambaridae. The record is from RefSeq and is a predicted model, not a curated record.